Messenger RNA from Glarea lozoyensis ATCC 20868, 1551 nucleotides. RefSeq lists its product as uncharacterized. Lineage: Eukaryota; Fungi; Ascomycota; Leotiomycetes; Helotiales; Helotiaceae. The record is from RefSeq and is a predicted model, not a curated record. The transcript is spliced from 6 exons. The coding region runs from base 1 to 1551 and encodes 516 amino acids.
AUGGAGGGUAAAACAACCCAAAGUGAAAAUGAUACCAACAGUGUCAAAAGGUCGAAUGUCAUAGACACUCUGUAUACUCUAACGAAUCAAAGCAAAAAAGAUGACGGUUCCGACGUGAUGGAAAACAUGACAAACUCCAUGGUGUCCUUAUUAGUGGUAGCUCUUUCUGAUAUUCCGUACAACCUGGAUCUCGAAGAUGCCCUGGAUUCGAUUCAAUCCCAGACAGAACAAAUCCAUAUGGACAAAGGCUCCUCAAAGUCGGAUUCCAAAAAAAUACUCCGUAGGAUUGUAGCCGCCUUGGAAGAAAACUUGGGUGCAGCACCGGAAUCGAAAGGCCCUCUUGUCGAUGGCCUACCAGCACUUCUCAGAUCAGAAACUAAAUCCUCUCGAAAAGCUCACAAAACCCUGACUCACAACAUAACCAAUGUUGGAAAGCUCAGCCGCGCCCAGGAUUUGCCUGAAGACACUUGGCGAAAGUUUGAUGAACUCCGCGAAAAGUACCCCGAGUCGCAAAAAGCUAUGGAUGGCAUGGCGAAAAUCUUCAUCGGCUUGAUUGGCACCGACGUUGAGUACUACUAUCGAGUUCAGGAAUUCGUCAAGGAAAUUGAUAAACGCCGGGAAAUAGAGGAAGAGAAGAGAAAAGUCGCUGCGGAGAGGUUCAAGAAUUACAUGUCUGAUCUGAGAAGAUGGAUAAACGAUUACAAGGAAGCAACAGGGAAUUAUGAGAAGGUCAACGCGAGACUCGAGCUUGAAAAUGCCGAACUUAAAGAUGAAAAGUCGGUCUUGAAACAACAGCACCUGAAGGAUAUAGAAGCCAAAAACAUGAUCAUUGCGAAACACGAGCAGACGAUCAACGAUGUCGGGAAAGAAAAGCUUCGAAUAAUUGAAAGCCACGCAGAGGAGAUCGCGAGAAUUUCCAAAAACUUUGACGCUAUGAAGGAUAUCUGCAAGAAACGUAAGCAGUCACUUGCUACAGCGGAAAAAGACAACAAGCAUCUCGAGGAAAAGAUUCUUACUCUGCAAUCACAGCUGGAUCAGGAUCCUCAAGUACAAACAGAUGACAAGCUAAAGAAAGAGCUGGAAGAAUUGAAAGCCGAGUGCAACGUACUCCGAUCACAUUCGAAGACUAGCAAGGACAUGGAGAAGAAAAUCAGCGAUAUCGCUGCCGCGAAGGCUGUUAUCGAACCGAACAAGAAGAUCGCGGAACUCGAGAAUAAGCUUGAGAUUCUUGAGCAGGGACGGUUGGCGGAUCAUGAAGUGAUGGUAAAGUACUCGCAGGAUAUUGAUGAGCUUAAGAGCGAAAAGAGCUCUUUCGAGGAGAGCCAGAAGAGUUUAAAUGAUGAGAAUGUGGAGUUGAAGGCGAAGCUUGAGAUUCUUGAGCAGGGAAGAUUAGCUGAUCACGAUAUGAUGGUUAAAUACUCGAGGGAUAUUGAUGAGCUAAAGGGUGAAAAGAGUUCCUCGGAGGAGCACAGGAAGAGGUUGCAAGAUGAGGUUGUUGAGUUGAACGCGAAGCUCGAUAUGUAUCGAACAUUGAUUAAUAUAAGGCGAUGA